AUGGUCAGAAACUUGAUCGUCUCAGCGGCUUUCCUCGCAAUUGCCCUCUCGCAAUGCCCAAGCGACUUCACUCAGUUCAACAACAAGUGUUACAAGGUAUUCAAUUACAACAGUUUGACAUGGGCACAAGCCGAUGGAUCAUGCCAAGAUUACGGUGGACAUCUCGCAUCGAUUCACGACAAUGCGACUGACAGUUUUUUGAUUGACUAUGCUCGUCAAGUCGGAGUUCGCACGGCCGCGUGGAUUGGAGCCUAUUGGUACCUUGAGAUCUACGCUGGAAACAAUCGUGACACUCUUCUUUAUACAACCACCAGCUUCAGUCCAUUCAAUACAACCCUCAAGCUCUCAUCGAAUAAUCCACAAAUGAUGAUCCGAAUCAUGACCGAAGACAAUGAUGAUGUCAAUCCCUUUGAGAUCCAUUACUCGGGAACUGAUUCUCCUCUCUACAUCAACCCGACCCCGCCCUCAAUGAUCAAGUCAAGAGCAAAUCGACUCCAC
Mesorhabditis belari is the source of this 498-nucleotide messenger RNA. The record is from the annotation of a GenBank genome assembly. Lineage: Eukaryota; Metazoa; Nematoda; Chromadorea; Rhabditida; Rhabditidae.